Trichosurus vulpecula (common brushtail) is the source of this 342-nucleotide messenger RNA. RefSeq names its product 60S ribosomal protein L34-like. The transcript has a single exon. Bases 1 to 342 code for a protein of 113 amino acids. Gene Ontology annotation, molecular function: structural constituent of ribosome. Gene Ontology annotation, cellular component: ribosome. The record is from RefSeq and is a predicted model, not a curated record. NCBI's taxonomy places the organism in Eukaryota, Metazoa, Chordata, Mammalia, Diprotodontia, Phalangeridae. Gene Ontology annotation, biological process: translation.
AUGGUUAAGCGUCUGACAUAUCGCCGUAGGCUGUCCUACAACACAGCUUCCAACAAAACUCGGCUGUCACGAACCCCGGGUAACAGAAUUGUUUACCUUUAUACCAAGAAAGUUGGAAAAGCACCAAAAUCAGCCUGUGGUGUAUGCCCAGAAAGACUUCGAGGUGUUCAUGCAGUGAGACCUAAAGUUCUUAUGAGGCUAUCGAAGACAAAAAAGCAUGUCAGCAGGGCUUAUGGUGGCUCCAUGUGUGCUAAGUGUGUCCGUGACAGGAUCAAGCAUGCUUUCCUGAUUGAGGAGCAGAAAAUUGUUGUGAAGGUGUUGAAGGCACCAAAAAGCCAAUGA